Cercospora beticola is the source of this 1592-nucleotide messenger RNA. RefSeq lists its product as uncharacterized. Gene Ontology annotation, biological process: regulation of DNA-templated transcription. Gene Ontology annotation, molecular function: DNA-binding transcription activator activity, RNA polymerase II-specific; transcription cis-regulatory region binding. The record is from RefSeq and is a predicted model, not a curated record. Gene Ontology annotation, cellular component: RNA polymerase II transcription regulator complex. Lineage: Eukaryota; Fungi; Ascomycota; Dothideomycetes; Mycosphaerellales; Mycosphaerellaceae.
UGAGCUGCAGAGUUGGCAUGCGCGCGGCGACGUGAUCGCGAUCAACGAUGGCCCCACAAGUGACUGACACCAUGGCCUGCAGAGCCCAGACACCGUGUCUGUAAGCAUCGCGACAACACCGCGUGCAACGGCUUCAAUCACGACGCUCGAGGGGCGGGAGCAGCGCAGAGUCAACGAUAGGCCGACGGGAGGCAAUUGUUCGCGCCCUAGUCGGCGGUAGGCAUUGCGCAUCGCGAGGCUGGGCAACUACAUGCAACGUGCUCAGGAGAUGAAUAGCGAGAUGAGCUUACGCGAGCAACUUCUCGCCGAGACGGCCAACAGCAAUGCCUCUGCACCAUAUCCUUCCAGCGCGUCCGCGGCUCAAGGCCCGAGCAAUCCGUAUCCUCCCUCCGAUCAUAGUGGCAGCCCACACGAGCAUCACCAGCUUGAUCCGAACGUGCAGUACUCGAUGAGUGGUGACCAUCAGAUGGGCGAGGGAGCCGGAAAGGGCAAGCGAGAGCUAUCCACGAGCAAGAGGGCCGCACAAAAUAGAGCUGCGCAGCGCGCCUUCCGACAACGCAAAGAAGGUUAUAUCAAGAAGCUCGAAGAACAGGUCAAGGACUACCAAAGUAUGGAGCACAACUAUAAGGCUCUACAGAACGAGAACUACCAGUUGCGCGAGUACAUCCUGACCCUGCAAUCGAAACUUCUGGAAAAUCAGGCCGAAUUCCCCCCUGCGCCGUCGCACGCCAACCUGUCGACGAGCGCAGCUCAACAAUACCCUUCUCGCGCAGAGUCAUCGUAUGCCUCGGAGGAGCAGCCGAGGCACGAGCAUGAGCAACGACCGCCGCCACCUGCACCUGUAGCCGCUUCCGAGGCACAGCGGCACGACGGAAUCGCGGCGCUUCAUCAAGCUGCUGUGGCACAGGAGGCACGACCGCAAUCGUCUCCCUAUGGCUUAGCGAGCGAGUAUCCAAGCAGGCAACCUGAGACUGCCGGAGGUAUUGAUUCGAAAUCGGGCUCGUAGUAUGAACCUAUGAUGGAGAAUCAUGAUAUCACGAGGCAGGAGAUGACAACGACUUCUUCCAUGCCGUGGUCCUGUCUAUCGCAGCCCUAAUCCAUACAUGGCACGCGGGCGACAUGCUUCUCACCGCGCAUGAGUAGCGCGCUAAUGGAGGUGGCAACUACGGACUGAAGCAUUAGUGCCGAUCGAUGGAAAGUGGCACGAGGGAAUGUGGCAGAUUCCAGCAAUCGCGUUUCGCUCUGCCACUUGGCCAAGAGUAGCAAGUGGUCCUGCUUACGAGCUCUACGAUUCCGUAAUUGGUGACUGGACGCCCGACUUCCCACCGAUCACUGGCAUGAGCGAAAGCUUGAUCAGCCGCAAGAGACGCAGGCCACGAGACUACAAGCUGCUGCCGGGCUGCUGUAGGCACAAUGAACAAGAGCUAUGUUGAGUGGCCAGUAAGUGAUCCUAAUAGAUGAAGCAUAGAUGACUCAGCAAAGAGCUGUAUACCAAUUACAAUGCAUCACAGUUGAGCACUUCAGCUCCGACGCUAUCCCUGCAGCAAGAGCAUAGUUCACCUGAGCCAGAAUCAAAAGAAUCGUUUCUCCCC